AUGGAUGUGGACCAUGAGCCCAAAGAAAGUGAGGCCGUCGCGACUGAAGGUACUGAAGAGAUUGCUGAAGCGCAAGGUCCUUUUCCUGGGUGUGGUGACCGUGAAUCUUUGGACAUGGUGUUGGCAAAGGCUGCAGCGCCAAAGGACCCUCAUCUUCUGUCUGAUUGGGACAAUUCCAGGCCUCCGACCAUCAACAUUGAGGACAGCCCAAGCGAGAGCAAGUCUGCCUCCCAUGACUUCGCUGCGGCGGCGGUGUCUGGGACAGCCUUUGAGAAGUACGAUCGGCUCCAGAAGCUUCUUGAGACAAUGAAAGGUCGCAUCAAAGAGCUCGAGGCUGCUUCUGCUGCAAAGCCUUCAGGAUGUGACGUGGUUGGCCCCUCAAACUGUGGAGCUUCCUCUUGCGAUGUGGCAGCCACUUCUGAGCCCAGGUUUGAGCGCACUGGCUCAAGCGUUGACAUCGGUGAAACACUGCUUCAAUGUGAUGUGGCAGACACGCAAGCAGCGUUCAACAUUUUUCUCGAUGAGACCUUGCCUCUUGAUGUCUCAGAAGAGGUUCCCAAGUUGCAUCGCACUAGCGCUCCGCCGGCCAGGUCUCAAGAUGUUGAGCCUUCACAGCGGGAUGUCAACAUGGACAACAAUGAUGAGCAGGAGAUUGCGCCCGUCAACUUGGACUCUGCUUUCAAAGCUGCUUCCUCAGAGCCCGAGCAGGCUGCUGAGCCGACCAUGGAUGCUUUGGAACCUAUCCACCGCAAGUGUGAGGAUCCACCUGUUGAACCUGUCGGAGAGGACCUGCCCAAGAAUGAUGGCGGUGGCGGCGAACCUCCGGCCGAGCAAGCCUCCAAAGUUGGUGCCGCUUCUGAGCUGAUCUCCCCCGUCAAGGACCUUGAUGAGCCUCCGGCUACCAAAGAAGACCAGCUCAAACUGGCAGCCGCGGCCAAAGCAAAGGCGAAGGCCAAUGCUGCCAAUAGGGCGGAGGGCAAGGCCAAGGGGAAGGCCAAAGCCAAGGCCAAGGGGAGACCCAAGGCCAAGGGCAAACCCAAGGCCAAGGGGAAACCCAAGGCCAAGGCAAAAAGCAAGGCAAAGGCCAAAGCCAAGGCCAGUUCCCCGCUGCCCGAAGGCGAGGUGCAGCCGGAGGCUGAUGCACUGCAGCCUGAUGGUGCUGACAAGGCCAAGCAACCAUGGAGGCCGAGGAAGACCAAAGCGGCAGCAAACAAUGAGGAUGUGAAUGCCCCAGAGCCACGGCCUCCAAAGGCCAAGACAGCUCGAAUUGCUGAGAAGGAGAAGGACAAGACUGAUGGGCUUCCCGCAGAUGUCAAGAAAGCCGAUGAUGAGGGAAAGAUUCCCAACACCUUUGGGGGCCGAGCCCGCCCAGAGGGGGGAUGGGCAUUCGAGAAAUAUGCCAGGACCACGAUGGCCUUCGAGGAGAGCAUUCAGCCAAGCUUGCCAAAGGGUGCCAAGAACAAAGCCCAGGCACCACAGAAAGUGGAGACACCGCCCAAGGAGAAGCCUGGACGGAGGGCAAAACCUGAUCCUCUGGCUCCUUCUGAGACCGUGCAGAAUGCUGAGAUGAAGGAAGCCUCUGGUGGCGACAAGCCAUCUUCUGAGGGGGCAGAUUGA
This is a messenger RNA of Durusdinium trenchii, 1617 nucleotides long. The record is from the annotation of a GenBank genome assembly. NCBI's taxonomy places the organism in Eukaryota, Dinophyceae, Suessiales, Symbiodiniaceae.